AUGCAACAAGAACAAAAUAUCAAGGUUGCAUUCAUGGGAGAUGAUGAUUACAGAAAUUAUCUUCAAAAAAUGUGGAGCGACUAUUCGAAACUAUAUCAAUUAGAAAAUCUGCAAUUUACCUAUCUUCCAACAAGUGUUGGAACUUGCUUGACAUAUCAUCCAUUCGAUGAUUUUGAUAUUCUUAUUUCAUUGGAUAGUUCUUUCUAUGUUUCUAUUCGAAAGUUCAAUACUGGAAGAAGGAAACCUGAUGGUCAACUCUAUAAUUUUACCGAUUUUUCAUCAGUUUAUUUGGAUGCACCAUUUGCCUUAUAUCAAUACGAUUCGGAUAACAGUACAGGGUAUCAAUACUAUUCGAAACCUAAUUGUACGAAUGUCCAAUUAGUUGCUGCCUAUGAAUCAGAAGUGCAUAUGAGUUAUCUCUAUUUGAAAAGAAAUAAUUCACUUUUAUCAGAAAGAGAAAUUGAGUUUCUAAAAUUUGCAAAUUCCUUGACGAAUCUCAAAACAAUUUCUUCUACAAUGCAAGAAAGAGCAAAUAUGGAGAAGGCAUAUGGAUUUGGAAAUAAUUCCUCUUUAGAAUAUUAUCAUUCAUUAUUCAUGCCAGAUUGUCAAUGUGCGAAUUCUGCAUGUGCUUCAAUUUCUUUUCAAGAAUCAGAUUAUUGGAUUAUACCAGCUGUAGCUUUGAUAGUGGUGCAUUAUUUGGUAUUAUUCAUUUCGAAAUCUUUCUUGACACCUUCCUUAAAAAGUAGACUUUUAAUUCCAUAUUUGCCAUUUAUAGUAAUAUUUUUUGAAGCUAAUAAUUUUGGAUUAAUUUAUAACUUGUGUUUUUAUCCAAGAAUGUUAAUUUUUUCAUUUGUUAUUACUUGGUACAUUAUGAUCUAUUCCUUGACAAUUAUAAGAAUUUACUAUUUAAGAAAUUUAUAUCAUUUACUUUCCAAAAAUAGAAAGAAUAUUGAAAAGAAACUUAGGUUUCAGAAAACAAUUUCAGGUCCUCUCAUAGGUCUACUAUUCACUUUUGUGGGCGGAUUUGCUCUAUGUGCCUUCCUUUCCCUUCCAUUUUACUUUGUCUUUAUGUACAUCCCAAUUGGAAACGCAAUUUACGUGAAUAUAAUUAUUGGAAUUUAUGUUGCAGUUGCAUGUUUGGUGGGUUUAUUGGCAAUUGGCGCCGAUUUGAUAUUUAAUAGGAAGAAGAUUAAGGAGAAGGGAUUGAGAUACUUGUUCUUCUUUGAUGAUCCUUAUAUGAUUCGUAUAGAGUUGAUUCUAAUUUCCAUGAUUAUUGUUUCGAUUAUUAUUGUAUCGACGAUACCUAAUUCACAUGGAGCCAGAUUCGUUUCUUUUGUGAUUUAUGUUUGCAUUGUGUUGAUAUCAGGAGGAAUGGCCACACUCAAGAAUAUCUUCAACAAGAUUCUGAUAACUAUUCGAAAGAAUAAGGCAAAUCACCACACAAAAGAUGAAAUUGAAAUCAUGUUACAAAACUCUGAUUUUAGAAAUAUUUUAAGAGAAUACUGCACCAAAGAAAUGUCUUUGGAAAAUUUCAACAUUUUCACACAAUUAUUAGAAAUGAAGGAAAAGAAAAUUAAUCUAACUUUUGAAAUAUUGAAAAAUAUUGAGGAACAAUACAUGGCACUGAAUUCCUUAUUCGAAUUGAAUGUUCCUUCUCAUGUAAGAAGGGAAUUUUAUGUAUUUUUGAAAGAAAUGGAAAGUGGAAAUAAUUCGAAAGAAAACGAAUUGAAGGAAAGUAAGGAAGAAUCAAAUUCCAAUUUGGAUAGAUUAAAUCUCAUUCUGAAAGAUUCAAUUUUGCAAAAUCUUGGAGAUACACUCUCAAGAUUAGAAACAACAAAGGAAUAUGAAAUAUGGAAUGAAAUUUAUUCGAUUCAAUCCAAAACCUUACAACAAUAA
Molecule: messenger RNA, 1896 nt
Organism: Naegleria gruberi
Lineage: Eukaryota; Heterolobosea; Eutetramitea; Acrasida; Naegleriidae
Exons: 1
Coding region: 1-1896 (631 amino acids)
Source: RefSeq, a predicted model, not a curated record